This is a messenger RNA of Aphanomyces astaci, 1223 nucleotides long. RefSeq lists its product as hypothetical. The transcript is spliced from 2 exons. Lineage: Eukaryota; Oomycota; Saprolegniomycetes; Saprolegniales; Verrucalvaceae. Bases 15 to 1040 code for a protein of 341 amino acids. The record is from RefSeq and is a predicted model, not a curated record.
CGGCGCCGCGACUUAUGCCGACAAACGACGAGCGGUAUGCCCUGGUGAUGGGCAACAGCUUCCCCGAGUUCCAGUUCAAGCCAAAGGUGCUCGACACGUUGAACUGGACUCCAUCUCGGUCGAUUCCUUGUGCCGAUUCCGACGACGAGCGCAGUGAAGACUACCGCCCCAGGCAGGUCCACAGCUCAUUGAAACCAGAGAAACCCAUCAUGAUACAUCGAUCCAAAUCCCCCAACCAUCCAUCUCGCCAAGUGAAACCAGUCGCACUGUACAGCAAACACACCAACCCGUCGCCUCUGUCCUUAUCUAGAACCACAAGUUCAUCACACACUGCUGCUGCUGCUGUCGUCGCGUCCAAGAGACCAAGUCGGCGGAUGUCAGCCUCGUCGUCGUGGCGGUUCCCACACGGGGCCGAGUCCAAGGCCUCCGUCGAAGCCGCGCCAUCUCCACCAAUCCAAGUGGUAUUCCACAACCAGUUGGCCAGCGAUGAUUUGCACGUGUUCUACACCAAACUCGGGGGGCGCAAGAUCGUCGACUUCCUCGUCCGUCCUGGCAACGAAUCACCCAAGCACGUAUGUGGGUCAGCUCCAUCUUGGUCGUCGUCUAGUGGCGUCCACUUCGUGAGCUUUCCCUUCCAUGCGGCCACGAUGCUAUCGCCGUCCUUUGCAUUUCCGGUACCGGCAACGUCGCGCCCGACGUCGGCGCUGGUCAUGACGUUCUCCGUCCACCACUCGCGAUUUGACACGUACGAACUGUUUGCGGUGGACCCCCGUGGCCGGCUGGCCCCCCUCAGCGUCUUGGAUCACUCGUCCACCCACGACACGUUUGCCAACCAUCCGUUUGUCGUGUGGUGUCGCGGCAGUGGGCGGGGGUUCUGCAUCUACGCCCAGGAAGCGGCCGCGGUCGCCAAAGUCAAGUACUCGCUCGUCGUCGACGACAACGUCCCCAGCGUAUCGUUCAUGGCCACUUCCAAGCCAAUUUGUGUUUCCGCCACUACCGCCGCCGCCUCGGUGUGCGUUUCUUUUUAUCCAAGACAGUAACAAAGUCCCACGUCAGUUGGACCAUUCACCACCGUCGUGCACUGUAUCGCAAGAUAACAUAUAAGUCCAACGGCAUUUGGGCUGUAUUCGCCGAGCACUAUACUGUAUCGCAUGUGUUGGCGUUGAAUAGUGAUGUUUAACGUCUAGCAGGGAGAUAUGGUGUUUGCAAGAACACGUAUUCCA